UGAAGAAGAGAAUGUUAUGGGUGAUGACGAAGGGGAGGGUAGUGAAGGUGAAGAGAAGGAUGAUCAAGCCGAUGAAGAUUCUGACUCAAAAGAAAAAAAUGAUAAUGGCAGUGAUGAUGAUGCCACUGAUAGUGAGGAGAAGAAUUUCGUUGAUUUCAAUGACGGCCCUACUCAAAUAGAUGUUGAGGCUACUGUUCAGUCCGGGGUAAAAGCAGUUGAGCUUAUGGUAAUGUUGCUUUUGUGUUGUUUUUUGGUUGUGUAAAGGUUGUUAUUUUUUAACCAUGCUCUAAUUCCUUUUUAAUACCAUAUAUAAACAGAUGUCUUUAGAUGGAAUUGGUGGUGAUCCUUGUAAACAGAUUUCAGUUUCUGAAAAUGUUGAGGUUACGGAUCGUCGUCUUGUUUGUUUUGAGAUGGGUGCAACAGGUCUCAAUGUUGAUUCUAACAUUGAACUUGAAGAUGACCCAAUUCCCGUUGAAGAAACUCCUCUUGUUGACAAGAGGAAAUCUAAGAAACCCAUAGCGCUGACGUCUCCGUUUAUGGAGUAUGACUCUUCCAUUUCUAGUUCUAAAGAUGGUUCUGGUUAUGGAGUUGUUAAGUAUGUGGCUGGGUUGUGUCCUCUCGAUGAUAAGAUUGGUGAAGAUGUAGAACAUAAAGACGAGAUUGAUUUUGACUUGUGGCUUGGUGAAGGACGCCGAUCGAAGAAAGAUCCGCAUGAUAAGGAGAAGGUUUACUUGAAGGGUAAGGAUAAGAUUGUUCCCCCUUUUCGUUUUGGCGUGGAAGAUGUUGCAACCAAGAUGUGGUUCCACAAGCUUGCAUAUCCUGGCCAAUGUUUGACUAAUUCUCAUCUGGACAUCAUUUUUUACUAUCUACGUAAAAAAGGAAAGUAUGCAAAGGAGCCAAAGGUUAAGUUCACAACCACCGAUUGCUUAUUCUUCAAAACCAUUCAUGCUUUGUAUGAAAAAUUUAUUGCACAGAAAAAAAAAUCUUUCUUUGAUAACUGCCCAGCAUGCCAUUGCUGAUUAUAUAAGAGGUAGAAAAAUGUUAUGUGGUUCCCCUUGGCAUUUGUGCGAUCAUGUUUUCUUUAUCAUCCAUAUGGAGACUGAAUCACAUUGGAUUCUUGGUCGAUUGAAUAUUGAGGAAAGGCGUGUGUACAUGUACAACUCCUUGUCGACUGCUAUGAAAGAUAGUGCUGCUAUCAAAGCUUGUCAGCCAUUUGCGGUGUUGUUGCC
Cannabis sativa is the source of this 1229-nucleotide messenger RNA. RefSeq lists its product as uncharacterized. Lineage: Eukaryota; Viridiplantae; Streptophyta; Magnoliopsida; Rosales; Cannabaceae. The coding region runs from base 318 to 1019 and encodes 233 amino acids. The transcript is spliced from 5 exons. The record is from RefSeq and is a predicted model, not a curated record.